Neohortaea acidophila is the source of this 606-nucleotide messenger RNA. Its product is annotated as translation initiation factor SUI1. Gene Ontology annotation, biological process: translation reinitiation; formation of translation preinitiation complex. NCBI's taxonomy places the organism in Eukaryota, Fungi, Ascomycota, Dothideomycetes, Mycosphaerellales, Teratosphaeriaceae. Gene Ontology annotation, molecular function: translation initiation factor activity; mRNA binding. The transcript has 2 exons. The record is from RefSeq and is a predicted model, not a curated record. Bases 1 to 606 code for a protein of 201 amino acids.
AUGGCAGACACAGAGACCGCGCCCGCCGCCGAUGCCCGGCCCGCAAAGAGCGUCGUCUACUGCGGCCAAUGCUCCCUCCCACCAGAAUACUGCGAAUACGGCGGCACGACGCAACGCUGCGCCGACUGGCUCCUCAAACACCACCCUGACCUGCACGCCAAACUCUACAGCGAAGAAGCGCAAGCCGCCGCCCUAACGCAAAACCUCUCCAGCCUGUCCGUCGACGCGCAAAAGCGGGCAGAAAAGGACGCGCAGAAGAAGGCGGCCAAAGCAUCCGCCGCGGAAUCGCGCGAGGCAGAGAAGCGCGCGAGCUCCAAAGUCACCAUCAAGCGCGUGGAGCGCAACAAGCGCAAAUACGUCACCGAAGUCUCCGGGCUGGAGCACUUCGGGCUCGAUCUCAAGAAGAUUGCCAAGGAGUUUGGCAAGAAGUUUGCCACGGGGUCGUCGGUUACCAAGACGCCGAGUGGCGGCGAGGAGAUUACGGUGCAGGGGGAUGUGAGCGAUGAUAUCUUCGAUUGGCUUGGGGAGCAUCAUGAGGAGAUUCCCGAGGAGAAUAUUGAGCUUGUGGAGGAUAAGAAGAAGAAGGGUGCGGCGGCUGCGGUGUGA